Messenger RNA from Candida tropicalis MYA-3404, 1518 nucleotides. RefSeq names its product transcription factor (gene SUC1). The record is from RefSeq and is a predicted model, not a curated record. The transcript has a single exon. Gene Ontology annotation, molecular function: DNA-binding transcription factor activity, RNA polymerase II-specific; DNA binding; zinc ion binding. Gene Ontology annotation, biological process: DNA-templated transcription; regulation of DNA-templated transcription. NCBI's taxonomy places the organism in Eukaryota, Fungi, Ascomycota, Pichiomycetes, Serinales, Debaryomycetaceae. Bases 1 to 1518 code for a protein of 505 amino acids.
AUGUCCAAAAGAAACCCUUACACACGUCCGUGUGAUUCAUGUAGUAUAAGAAAAGUUAAAUGUGAUCUACAAGUCCCUUGUUCAAGAUGUGUAACUCAUAAUCUAGAAUGUACUAAUAAAAGAAUAAGAAAAAAAUGUGGUCCUAAAAAAAUUCAUGAAAAAACUAGAGAAGCAAUUAAAAAUUUAAAUGAAUCAGAGAAUAUUUUUACACAACAACUUCAAACUGAUCAUUUCAUACCAGCAUUUGCUUUAGAUAAAUUAUUACCAAGUCUAAAUUGUUACCAAACAUGGUAUUAUGGUAUUUGGCCUGUUGUUUCAAUAGCGGAAAUCACUGCCAGAGUAGCUCAAAAUGAUGUAUCAGCGUAUGCAUUAGCUUGUGCUAUAAGUGCAGCCAUAUUAAAUCAAGUGACAUUUAUUUCAAAUAAUUCUUUAUAUUGUAUUCCUCAGAAUAUUAAAGAUUUAAAUUUUGUUGGAGAAUGUAUAAGGGCAAGAACAUAUAUGAAUUAUCAAUAUACUCCGACAUUAGAAAUUCUAUUAACUUCGUUUUUUUUACACGUUGCCGAGGUUAAUAAAGGAAGUAAAGCAGCUGGGGUAUUAUAUUUAAGAGAAGCUAUUACUAUGGCACAAGUUAUUGGACUUCAUAAAGAAUCUACUUAUCAAUCAAAAUCUAUUGCUGAAGCUCAUAGAAUGAGAAAAAUUUAUUUUUUAUUAUUAGUAACGGAAAGAUUUAUGUGUUUAGAUGAUUCAAUUCCAGUUGUUUUAGAUAAUUCAAUAAGAGAAUUUACACUUAAUGAUGAAGAAUAUUCUGUUUUAAUUGAAGGAUUUAAACAAUUAGUUCGAGUAUUUGCUAUUCCACUGAAAUCUAUAUUUGAUAAUUUUAUUCAAUUAAAUGAUUCAAAAUCAAUGCCUCCGGAAGCGGCAGUUCUACUUAAUAAAAUACAAAUGGAAUUAGAUUCUAUUCGUAUAUCACCAAUUGCUCCAGAUAUUCAAAAGGCAAAUAUCAUGGUUAGUAAAUAUUGGAUGAAAGCAUUGACUUGGAAAAUAACUAGAAGUAACAAUCUACUAGAUGAUUUUAAUGUUUCAUUAUCAGUUAAUUAUCCUUUAGAAAUGGUAAAAAGAUUUUUAUUUGAAAUUAAAGAAUUACCAUUGUCGGCAUUUGAAUCAAAUGGUCCAGGGGUAGGAUUUAAAUUAUUAACAAUGGCAACGGGCUUAAUUGAUUCCAUUGAUCUUAGUGGUAAUUCAAGUGGAUAUGAUUAUUUACAACAAAUAUUUGAUUUGAUUUCAAAAUUAAAAAAUACAGAGAUUAUUUUACCUAGAAGAGAAUAUGAACAAGUUAAGGAGGCUUUAAAUAAAGUUCAAACUGAUUUAUUAUUUAAUAGUGCGCAACAAGGUGGUUAUAUAUCUGAAGUUGACUCAAAUGGUUCAUUAGAUGCAUUUUUAAAUGAUCCAAGAGUAUUUUAUCCAACAGGUAAUGAAACUCCAACUGAUCCAAAUUUCAUUGCCAGAUAUCCAUCAUGA